CCGUGUCGUUCACGUUCAUUUGACAUCCGUAGGUUUCGAAGUACACUAAACGUGAACACACACAACAAAAACACCAGUUCAGCAACUCGGCCGGCGCCGCUUCACAGGUGACUCGCAGCGACGCGCACUGACCUCUUCUCGAGCUCCCCGUCUCCGAGUCCUCGGGGAGGUAACCGCGUUCCCCGGAGCCCUCUUCGUCAACCGCGGGGCGAGUCUCGCGAACAACCGGAGCCCCUUUGAUGAAAUCUUGAAAACUCGGACCGGAGGAUAUCUGAGCCUUGAACCGGUCUGCGGUCGCCGUCCUCCUCUCUCUGGAGGUCACGCCGCCGUUGGCUAAUUUAGAACAGUAUUUGGAUGGAGCGCACCUGAGGGGCUUCCAGAGUUGAGGGAGGGUCGCGAGGGGUUUCCUCAGGUAUUCCAUGUCCAGUUCGCUCACGUAAACUGCGCGAGCGAAGGACGCGUGGCUGGCUUAACGGCCGUACCGCAUACUGCAGUUGGUCACUUACUUGUUUAUCUUGGUGGUGAAAUGUCAUUCAGAAAGCUCGUGUCUUGUGGAGCCAACGAUAUCUUCACGGCAAGAGGGGUAUCUCCCCAUUCCAAAGCAACGGUGCGAAGACCCGGAAGUAGCGUUGAGCUGUCGGCAAUUACACGUUUGCUGGGUGAUAAUUAGUUUUGGGAACGGUGGCAGGAAUUGUUAGCUUAUGUUAGCUAACGUGUGUAACCAUCGUUCACGACGUGAAUAAUAUCAGUGUUUGUCAGGUGCAACGUUUGUCUUUCAGUAGUUAAUUUACAAACAUGGCGUGAGGAUGAGGUGAGGAAGAGUUCAUUUGGUCUCUCACUCUGACCUUUUUAUGAUAAACGGACCAACUGUUCCUUUACAUCCUGAAAGCUAAGAGAAAAGAACAAGGGAUGGUUAAAGAUUACGGUGUCCCGCUGGGCCAAGUUGGAAGUUAACGACAGGGAAUCCUCUUGCGUCCCAACAAUCCGUUUGACAAGAUGUCCCCGGGUACGUCGAGCUUCACGGUCCGUGUAAAACCCUCCUUGACGGAAAACAACGUUCCGGGCGUCGGCGGACGCUUCAAAGUGAGUUCAAUAAAUCACCAAAAAUCUUGAAUCCGGGUUAAAAGCUGAACACUUUGUACUGUAUUGAUACCGUUCAAUCAAUCCCUAGAACCAACUGAUAAAUACGAGGUGUGCACAAUGUAAAGCUUUGAACUCAUGCAGUCUGUAGCCUUGAAAUACAUAAUUAAACAUACCUUUAACCCGUUAAAACCAAGAGCUGUUUAUUCAAACAUAUUUUCAUUUAAUAGGCAUUAAAAUUGUCAUAGUGUCCAAUAACAUAGACACUUUUAAAGGUGUUUCUGUUUUUUCUUGUUUGUUGUCCUCAAGGUUCCUUUGGACAAAAUCCUCUGACAUUAAGGUCUAUAGAUGCAUUUUGUAUUUUCCUUGUUGUAGACAAUUUAUUUUAGGAAUAACAUUUGCAUAAUCUACGUAAAGUAAUGGCUGUCAAAAUUAGCGUUUUAAUAACAAUGUUUAUACAAUUAUAACUAUAUCUCACAUAUAUUCUUUUAUUUUAUUUGUCUUAAAUCAUUUGUUGGCGAUUACUUUAUGACAUAAACUCAAUGUGGAAAUGUGCCUUAUUUUUUUUCCCCUACAUUCUGAGUUAUUAUACUUAUAUCGUACAUCUUGCACAACACACUUUCUGUAUUGAAUCAUGGCAAUAAAACAAAGUUGGAUUUGAGAAAAGGGGCGAAGGACAAAAACAAAGAGAGAGAGAGCAUGAUGACAGCUCAGCUCAGCUCAGAGAGAGGGAGAGAGAUCAUGUGUGAUGUGGGAGUGACUGGGAGCUACAGGUUCAUAUAAAUUGACCAUGGGUGGGGGGAUAACAAACAGUACUGCUCCAGUGUUGCCUUUGUCCAGCCUUUCCUGGCAGUGGGAGAUGAUGAGAGUGGAGGGCACCAAAUAAAGAGGAACCGCAAAGACGCUCAGAACUGACACACACACACGCACACACGCAACAACAAUAUCCAGCCAUCCAUUCUUCUUGUCCGGGACUGGCUGUGAGGAUGGAUAAAUCUGCACUGCUGCUGUUUUGUUACUUGGUCGUGUCUUUAUCAGGCUUCCCGCUCUACCCGACCAUUAGGUUCGGCCAGAGGAACACAUCCAUCCUGAUGACAUCUUCUGUGAAGAAUCCAGCAGAGCAGCUGGAGGACGACACAAGUCCCUCCAGGGAGCGUUCAGAGUUGCGCACCGGACGCCAUGCUGAUGCCAUCUUCACCAACAGUUACAGGAAAGUGCUGGGCCAAAUCUCUGCCAGGAAGUUCCUGCAGACCAUCAUGGGCAAACGGCUCGGAGAUAAAAGUGUGAGCUACAUGAAACGUCAGUCAGACAUAUACGAAGGGAGCUAUAAAGAAGAUCUUACAUCCAUCCAGAGCAAUCAGAGAUACCGAGGAGUGCAGGGGAACGUCAUGAGGCGCAGGCUGCGGAGUUGAGAUGCCGGUGCUCCUCACCGACAGCACUCUUCAUAACCAUCGCUGCUUGUAUUCUUACACUUCCUCCAACCGGUUCUCCACAGAAGAAAAUUAUGAUUCUUUUUUUUUUUAAUUCCCAUUAAAGCUGUGAAGAAGCUCAGCUCAUGGCUGUGGAAUAAAUGACACUGAGGAACUUC
Molecule: messenger RNA, 2668 nt
Organism: Cyclopterus lumpus (lumpfish)
Lineage: Eukaryota; Metazoa; Chordata; Actinopteri; Perciformes; Cyclopteridae
Gene: ghrh
Product: growth hormone releasing hormone
Exons: 6
Coding region: 2067-2492 (141 amino acids)
Biological process (GO): positive regulation of growth hormone secretion; adenylate cyclase-activating G protein-coupled receptor signaling pathway; positive regulation of cell population proliferation
Cellular component (GO): perikaryon; extracellular region; terminal bouton
Molecular function (GO): peptide hormone receptor binding; growth hormone-releasing hormone activity; neuropeptide hormone activity
Source: RefSeq, a predicted model, not a curated record